AUGGGCGAAAGUGAUUCGGAUAAGUACAAGGUCGGUGAUAUUCAUAACAGAUCUUGGGCUGUACUGAAAGGCACUUGGUCCUCAACUUGGAGGAGCAUUGCGGCAGGAGUAUGGGAUGUUAUUCGUCCAGGUCAUGGAUGGGUUCUGGGAAAUGGCCGAAACAUUAGCUUUUGGACAGAUAAAUGGUUAAUGGGCCAAUCGUUGCUAGACUCAGCGACUGCUGUAAUACCGGAGGCACUUGUGAGUAUGAAGGCGUACGACCUUGGAUUGACGGAGUGGGAUGGGACCUGCAGAGAAUAA
Messenger RNA from Microthlaspi erraticum, 300 nucleotides. The record is from the annotation of a GenBank genome assembly. Lineage: Eukaryota; Viridiplantae; Streptophyta; Magnoliopsida; Brassicales; Brassicaceae.